This is a messenger RNA of Musa acuminata AAA Group (dessert banana), 2217 nucleotides long. RefSeq names its product squamosa promoter-binding-like protein 12. The transcript has 6 exons. Gene Ontology annotation, molecular function: DNA binding. Bases 225 to 1556 code for a protein of 443 amino acids. The record is from RefSeq and is a predicted model, not a curated record. NCBI's taxonomy places the organism in Eukaryota, Viridiplantae, Streptophyta, Magnoliopsida, Zingiberales, Musaceae. Gene Ontology annotation, cellular component: nucleus.
CUACCCUGCUUUCGACAUUAAAACCCCGUCGCUCCUCGCCGCGCGACCGCCGGGCAUGUUGCCUUCGCCGCCCUCCUCGAUCCCUUCUCGUUCCAUUUAAAGCAUCGGUCGGUGUCGGCUUCAAGCGAUCCUUCGAUUCCGGAGAGGUCGGCGGGAAGCGUAGGGAGAAGAGGCUUGGGCGAUCUGAUAUUAGUCAACACCUUUCUGCAAGUGUUUCUUCUUGCAUGGAUUUGACUUCCAAGAUUCCUUUCCAUCGGGACUGGGAAAAUUUUUCUCUAUUCAGUGGAAAAGAAGGUGAGAUUUCUAAACCUGCACAGCGAUGUGAAUGGGAAGUUGUUGAUAACCAUGGGAGCUAUGGGAAUGGCAAUGGAUCUGUAUACUCAUCCGUCGGUGGACUCGGUCCUGGCUCAGACUUGGGUAAUGGUUCAUCAAGAAGCUCUAUUUCAUCAUCCAUAGGUUUUCCAUCAAAAGCAGGGACCGGAGCUUUAAGGUUCAUCAUUGACUCGGUGGAAAAACCUCCUGAGAUCCUAAAGGUGAACAAGGACUUAGCCAUGGUGGAAACCGGAAUUUUGCAUAAGGUGGUGGCUGUAGAGGGCCCUAAGGAACCUCGUACCCAGCUGAAGCUUGGCAAGAGGACAUACUUCGAAGGAGGAAUUCAUAGCACAAACUCAUCUUCUUUAGCUUCUACGAAUCCAUCCAUUGGUUUGGUAAAGAAACCAAAGGUAUCACAGCAGAACAUGCAGAGUUCACAUUGCCAAGUUGAAGGUUGUCAUGUUGAUCUUUCGGCAGUUAAAGAUUAUCAUCGCAAGCAUAGAGUCUGUGAAGGUCAUUCUAAGUCUCCUAAGGUUAUAGUUGCUGGUCAGACAUGCAGGUUCUGUCAACAGUGUAGCAGGUUUCAUGAUUUAUCCGAGUUUGAUCAGAAAAAGCGAAGCUGCCGAAGACGCCUAUUUGACCAUAAUGCACGUCGACGCAAACCACAGCUAGAGACAAUCAAAUUUGGUUCUUCAGUAUUUUCUGCAUCAUAUUAUGCUACAGAUGAUAGACAACAGAUGAAUCUUAUGUUUGGUCGAGAUCGUUUUAAUCAUGUGACAAACAUGGCCAAUUCCACAUGGGAUGACUCUGGUGGCUUCAAACUUAUUCCAUCUCAAGGGCCUUGGAUAAAUUUUGGUAAUUCAGGAGACAUUAAUGAACAAUUGCAUUUUCCCAGCAAUGGAAUAUCAAAAAAUGUUUCCAGAGUUAACCAUGAUUGGGAUAGGCUCUUGCCUUUCAAGGGCACAAAUGCGGAGGCCACCAACAAAGGUCCUGGAGCACCUGUUUUUGCUUCGAACUUGGAUGGAGCACUGGAUCUUCAACGUGCUCUCUCUCUUCUGUCAACUGAAUGUUGGGUUCCAUACCAGGAACCUAUUUCUGAUUUCCAAUCUGUCAAUGCAAACAUUAUAACAUCUCAUUCUGCAAUCCAUCCAACCAAUGCAACGACAGUCUCCUGGCAAAAGACUGAGCUGCUCCUCCCCCGGCUAUCACCGUUCAACCUACAAAACCAUGUUAGCCAGAUUUAGGAGUUUCAGCUAGAAAACAAUGUUUUCUUGACUCCACUCAUACACAUCUCUCAUAUCCAGAUGACCAUUUCAUGGAGAGUGAAAUGCGAGGAACUGGAAAUUUUCGGUGAUCACUUACCUUGGCGUUGCUAAUAUCAUUUUCAGCUGGAGACCAAAUAAAGUUCUUUGAGGCGGUCUUCAUCCGUUUCGUAUUCAUAUAUAGAGUUCUCAUCAUUCAUUGAAGAACAUUGGGGAUCUUGUCUUAGUUUGGUAGUUUGAUGCAGGGGUUUAACAGCUCAUUAAUUUGUGUGAUGAUUGGAUUAUGAGCUUAUUAUUUUUGUUUCUGAAGUGACUGGUGGCUAUUUAAGGGCUCUUUAGACUGUAAAGCACUAGUGGUGGAGAGGCUGGCAAGUACUCCAUCAGGCAUUGCAUAUGAAUGAUUAGAAAACAAAUUAUGAAACCCAUAAACAACUAUUAUUAUAAAUUGAUUAUGGAAAUUGAUCAGACAAUAAUUUUGGCCAAGUGAUAUUUCAGUCAAUUGUAGAAGGGUUUAUCAACUACAGAUGUUUUUUUGAGUUGCCUGGUGUUUACAGAACCCCAAAUCAAGGAUCAGAAAGUCAUCAAAGUUGGACAUUGGCAAAAGGGCUUCUUUAUAUUGAGAGUGAAAAUGAUCUAAACAACU